CUCCCAACAACCUCAGCCGGCACGAGAUUCCAAGCCCUGCCGGCUGCCACCUCUCUCUCACGGACACACCCACCCCAAACCCUCCCCCCUGCUUUUUUUUUAAUAAUUUCUCAGCCUCCUUUUCUUUCUCAUUUUCUUCUAUAAAUUCCACCCCCCUUGCGCUCCCAAAGCCUCUUCCCCUCUUCUCCUCUUCCCAAUUCUACAUUUCCUGCUCCCAUUCCCUCCCUUCUUAAGCUCCGAGGUUCUGCCACUCUGUUCCCUGCUCUUCCGUGCCCCUGGAGGCCUCCCUUCCCAUCUUUUUCUUAGAGGAACUGGCUUCCUCGAUUCAAAAUCGAGAGACCACCUCCCGAAUCUGAUCCUCUCGCCGCUGCUUUGCUUCGGUUGGUAGAGACGUCCCUCCUUUUAGGCUCUUUCGUCACCCUAUUUCAUCGACGGUGACGCUGUCCUUUUGCCUCUGGAGGAGUUUCAUUGAGCCCUUCUCUCAAGAUUGGUUUUUUUGGUGUUCCAAAACCGAAGACCCAUCCCAAAAAUCUGAGGUUCCGGUGCCAACGUCCAAUCUUUCUUCAGAUAUUUGGUUUGAAGUUCUGAUUUUCUUUCCUUUUUUAAAUUAAAAAUCUCUCCUUUCUGCCUUCUGUUAUCUCUUUUUUGAUUCUCUUCUCUGCAAUUUCACAUGCCGCAUCCGUUCAUAUUGAUUUUCUUAAUUGAUGUCGCCUAUCCUAAGUGAAAUCCUCCUCUCGGGGUUUAUGAUAAGUUCCUCACUUCGGCGCCGGACGCACUUGGUUCAAUCCUUCUCUGUAGUCUUCCUCUACUGGUUCUAUGUUUCUCAUGAACUUGUUUUGAAUUCAGAGCUAUAUUUCUAUAUAAUUCUAUAGCUGUCUAUCUAUCUAUCUAUCUAUCUAGCUAGCUUUCUAUCUGUAAUCUCUGUCUUUAUAUACAUAUAAUUUGCCAGUAAUCCUCAAUCCAAGCUCUAUCUAGUCUUUUCCUGAAUCACUAUCUCUAAAUAACUACCGUAAAGCUCUCGCUGGGUGCAAAUAAAGUUGCAGUAAUGGCUUCCUCUAGUGGCACUUCUUCCGGGUCCAGCCAGCUUCCUAAUUCUGGCUCCGAGGAAGACUUGCAGGCUUUGAUGCACCAGAGGAAGCAGAAGAGAAUGCUAUCGAACCGGGAGUCAGCGCGGCGGUCCCGGAUGAGGAAACAGAAGCAUUUGGAUGAUCUCAUGGCCCAAGUUGGUCAUUUGAGGAAGGAGAACAGCCAGAUCCUCACAGCUCUCAACAUCACCACACAGAACUACCUGGAUGUGGAGGCUCAGAACUCUGUGCUCAGGACCCAGAUGAUGGAGCUGAACGCAAGGCUUCAGUCCCUUGAUGAGAUCCUAUGCUACAUGAAUGGUGGUGGUAACGAUGGUUUUGGAUUUGGUCUUCUCUCGAAUGUCCUUGAUGUCACGGACGACGGCUUCAUGAGGCCAUGGAGCCUGAUGGCUGGGAGCUGCCAGCCCAUCAUGGCUUCAGCUGACAUGUUUCAGUACCGUUAGACAAAGCCAAGAAAGGAGGGGCCUUUUGGCUUUGCUUUUGAGUUGGUGGUGCUUGUGAUGGAUGGUCCUACCGCUUGGCUUUAUGUGUAGUUGAGUGGGAGAAGGACGAUAUUUACCUCUUUUUAGAGCUCCUAGGGACCGGAAAGUUGAGGGGAAGAAGGCUGAAAGCCAUAAGGUGCGAGUCAAGUAGCAGUGGAUUAAUCACUAGAUUUCUCUGGUCUGUAUAUGGGUUAUGUUGAUUAUGCAGUCAGUCAAAGCUAUGAGUGUAUUGGUUUCUAUUAUUAAUGAUAAUAUUGACUUCUAGUAUUGCUUC
Molecule: messenger RNA, 1841 nt
Organism: Phoenix dactylifera (date palm)
Lineage: Eukaryota; Viridiplantae; Streptophyta; Magnoliopsida; Arecales; Arecaceae
Product: bZIP transcription factor 44-like
Biological process (GO): positive regulation of DNA-templated transcription
Cellular component (GO): nucleus
Molecular function (GO): DNA-binding transcription factor activity; transcription cis-regulatory region binding
Source: RefSeq, a predicted model, not a curated record